Messenger RNA from Caenorhabditis remanei, 2751 nucleotides. RefSeq lists its product as uncharacterized. Gene Ontology annotation, biological process: mitochondrial fusion. The transcript is spliced from 9 exons. The coding region runs from base 1 to 2751 and encodes 916 amino acids. The record is from RefSeq and is a predicted model, not a curated record. Gene Ontology annotation, cellular component: microtubule; mitochondrial membrane; cytoplasm. Gene Ontology annotation, molecular function: GTP binding; GTPase activity; microtubule binding. NCBI's taxonomy places the organism in Eukaryota, Metazoa, Nematoda, Chromadorea, Rhabditida, Rhabditidae.
AUGGAUCAAAGUCCGUCGAAUGAUGAUGAUGCAUUGUCUGGAAGUCUGAAAAUGAGAAUACUUCUCCAAAAACGUCCGACAGUAAUCAAUUUGCGAAGUGAACGUGCAUUCAUCGGAAUCGCUGCCGGCGCCGCCCGUCAUCUGCUCAAACUUCGCUAUUUUCUAGCGACUGGUGUCAUUGGUGGAAGUGUUGCGGCGAGAUCGUGGUACGAAGAAUGGAAGUCCAAUCUGCCCGACCUCGCACUUCCCGAAUGGUUCGACGCAAACGGAUCAUGGAACGAGUUUUCGGAGAAAAUGAGAGGGAUAAAGGAUGGAUUUGGAAAAAGCGGCAUUGACGGAAAACAGAAAUGGGCUGAAUGGAUGGCCAAGUUUGAAGAGUUCAAACAGCAACAGAAGGACAAAAAAGAUGGGAAUAAUGAGGGAGGAGGGAGCGGAGAUGUGCCUGGGAAAGAACCCCUCGUUCUGGCCUCGUUGAUGUCUGCAUUCUCAUCAAAGAAGGAUGAAAAAGACGAGGAGAAAAAAGACACGACGGCGUCAGCAGAAGAGCGGAUUCAGAAGUUGCAAGAGGAGAUGUUGAAGACGCAAUCACAAUAUCAGAGAGAGUUGGAACGACUCGAAAAGGAGAAUAAAGUGUUGAAACAGAGAUUGUUGUUGUCGGAUGAUAAGGCGGCACAUCGUCUGAAACGACUGAAGAGAUCUCUGAUCGACAUGUACAGCGAGGUGCUCGAUUUGCUCAACGAAUACGACUCGUCCUACAAUACGUCCGACAAUUUGCCACGUGUUGUAGUCGUCGGUGAUCAGAGUGCCGGAAAGACGUCUGUACUCGAAAUGGUGGCACAAGCCAGAAUUUUUCCGAGAGGAAGUGGAGAGAUGAUGACGAGAGCGCCGGUUAAGGUAACGCUCUCCGAAGGUCCCUAUCACGUCGCCCAAUUCCGUGAUUCAUCCCGUGAAUUCGAUCUGACCAAAGAAUCGGAUCUCCAACAACUUCGAAACGAAACAGAAGUUCGUAUGCGUAAUUCUGUUCGAGACGGCAAGACGGUGUCGAAUGAAGUGAUCUCUCUGACAGUCAAAGGACCUAAUCUGCCACGAAUGGUUCUCGUCGAUUUGCCAGGUGUCAUCUCGACUGUAACUGCUGAUAUGGCGAGAGAGACGAAGGAUGAUAUCAUUCGAAUGAGUAAAGCGCAUAUGGAGAACCCGAAUGCCAUCAUUUUGUGUAUUCAGGAUGGAUCCGUCGACGCAGAGAGAAGUAACGUGACCGACUUGGUCAGUAGCAUUGAUCCAUCAGGAAAACGUACGAUUCUUGUCUUGACGAAAGUAGAUAUGGCUGAAAAGAACCUAGCGAAUCCGGAUCGAAUCAAAAAGAUUCUCGAAGGAAAGCUGUUUCCGAUGAAAGCGUUGGGAUACUUUGGCGUCGUCACUGGCCGUGGAAACAGUUCGGAUUCAAUUGAUGAGAUUCGAAAAUACGAGGAGAACUUCUUCAAUUCGAGUCAACUAUUGAGAGAUGGAGUACUGAAACCAUCUCAAAUGACAACUAGAAAUAUGUCUCUGGCGGUGUCCGACUGCUUUUGGAGAAUGGUUAGAGACUCGAUUGAAUCUCAAACUGAUGCUUUUAGAGCGGCGAAAUUCAAUCUGGAAGCAGAGUGGAAGAAUCAUUUCCUGAGAAUUCGACAGUUGAAUCGAGAUGAGUUGUAUGAUAAGGCUCGUGGAGAGAUUCUCGAUGAGAUUGUCAAUUUAUCACUGAUCGGAGUGGAAGAAUGGGAACGACUUCUUCAGGAGAAGCUGUGGUCUGAAAUCUCUUCUCAUGUAUUCGAUCAGAUAUUGAUGCCUGCUUAUGCGUCAUCGAGUUCUGGCUCUUUCAACACAACUGUUGAUAUCAAAUUGAAACAUUUUGCUGAUAAACAGUUGGCUCAGAAGAGCAUCGAAACUGGAUGGGAUACGUUGAAGGAGGUGUUCUUUAAGCAGAUUAAUCAGGAUGCGAGAACAAGAAAGGAUCAUGAUCCUGUCUUUGAUCCGUUGAAGGAAGCAGUAAUCGAAGAAGCGAUGCUAACCCACGGUUGGGAUGACAAAGCGAUGGAUUAUCUCCGAGUAAUCCAAUUGAAUGCAAUGGAAGAUCGUGCGGUUCAAGACAAACGAUCAUGGGAUUCCGCUUGCAAUUUCCUACAAAAAGCUGCAACGGAACGCCUGAACGCCGUCAAAAACCAGCUGAAAGAAGACCGAGGACCCGGAUGGACAUCGAGAUGGUUGAUGUGGAAGACGCCGACUGUCGACAAUCACUAUUCGUGUGUAAUUCAAGACGAACUUCAGGCGAUUCUGACGGCUGAUCCAGAGCAUAAACAAGCGCUGACUGAUGAUGAUAUAACAGUGAUUCGAAGGAAUAUUGAGACGAAAGGAGUCAUUGAGAUACCAACGGAAUCGAUUAGGAAACAGUGGAAAUUGGUGUUCAAGAAGCACUUUUUGGAGAGGAUUAUUAGUAGCAGCAAAGACUGUCAAUCGAUGUACCAAAUGUAUCGUCAAGGAAUGAUUGAAGGACAAGACAUUGACUGUCAGACGAUUGUUCUCUUCUACCGUAUCCAAAAGAUGGUUAAUCUGACGUGUAAUGCACUCAGACAACAGAUUACGAAUACAGAACAUCGGAGACUUGAGAAGGAAAUUAAGGAGGUGUUGGAUGAUUGGUCACAAGAACCAGAUAUCAAAAAGAAGUAUUUGACGGGACGAAGAGUCGAAUUGGCUGAGGAGAUUCGUGAGUUUUGA